This is a messenger RNA of Penaeus vannamei (Pacific white shrimp), 3349 nucleotides long. The record is from RefSeq and is a predicted model, not a curated record. Lineage: Eukaryota; Metazoa; Arthropoda; Malacostraca; Decapoda; Penaeidae.
ACGUUAGAGGUAAACAUGGUGUCGCGAAGAAGAAGCGACGAGAUACUUGAAUUGCGAUAGUAAAGAGAAGAAAGAAAGAAGAAAAGGGAAGAUGAAGAUUUCCAAGAAAAAGGAAAAGGCAAAUGCUGCGGGUACAGCGAAGCCCCAGAAGACAUUGUUUGAUUUCUUCCAGAAGCCGGGCACUUCCAGCACCCAGGUGGAGAAGGUGUUGUGCCCAGCAUGUAACACACAGGUCGUCAAGAGCAAGAUCAAUUGGCAUCUUGACCAGGACUGCAAAAGCAAAGAGAAAAAGAAAAUGAAGAAGGGAAAGAGAAGCGCAGUAAAAGAGAAAAAAGUGACAAAGGACGGCAAAAAUAAGAAUAAGAGAAAGAAAGCCAUGUUGUCAGAGGAUGAAGAUGAGGAUGAAGAUGAUGAUGAUGAUGAGGAGGAUGAGGAUGUUGACAUCGAGAUACUUGAGCCCAAAAAGGAGGAAGAGGAUGAAAACUCUAAGGAUGAUUUCUAUAUCAAUGCCUCCAUGGUUGAGGUGAUGAUGGAUGAAGGCUGCAGCGAAAACACCAAGAAUACUCCAGUGCAAAGUACCAGAGAACCUGUUUCACCUUAUUUCUCGGGCGGUGUGCCACCAUCAAACGUCACUCCCGGAAAGAGGAAAGAGAAGGUCAUUGUUAACCAAAUUCCAAAGAUUGAGAGUAAUUCCAUAGCCCAGUUGCAAGCAGACUGGGACUCCCCUGAACCUACCCCAGAAAAAGUGAAGCACCCUUCAGCAUCAAAACCAAGGCAACCAACUCCAUGUUCAAGUGGGAAGAGCACUCCUCAAACAGUAGCUGGACAGGUCGUUAAAAAGAUGCUUGAGGAAGACUGGGGUUUGUGUUCUCCACAUACGCCCAAACCAAAGAAUAGUCCUAAGAAAUCUGGUAAGAAGUCAUCAGAAAAGGCCAGUAAAGAAUCUGUUGCUGAUGGGAAUAAGAGAGUCCAGGGUUGGUAUCUCCUGUGCGAUCCCCCACACCUCCCCAGACUGCAAAACACUCACCCAGUGAUAAGGAAACUUUUCACGCCCCCAGUGUCUCCACACGAUUCCCCAGACAGUUCGCCAGAAAGUUUCUCCAAAGGAAUAAGAAACAUCAAUCUCCUCGCCAGUAAUUCAAACUCUCCCGUGAAAAUGAGUCCAGGAACAUCCAGCCAAGCGAUGGAAACCAACGCGCAGGAGAGGACUCUGGUUCAUGAUCCUUCAAUAUACAGAGAUAGAAGAGGAUACUAUCUAGACAAUUUUAUGAGAAUCAUAGACACUGUUAUGUCACAGCCCCAAGACCUACAGCUUUUGAACUGUGAGGAUUUAGCAGUUAUAGAGACUUUCGUGAUAUCACUUUCAGCACAGAAACUGUAUGUGCGACUUUUUCAGAGAAAAAUUAAGUGGAAUAAAGCCUCCAAGAUUGAAUAUAAAGACAUAUGUGAUGCAGAAGAUACAAUGCUUUAUAUAAAGGAGCUUACAUAUGCAAAUUUUAUCUUGACAGAGACAGAAAUGACCGGACUAGAGGAGGUGUUGGCCAUACUCUCUAGUGAAGAAUUGCAUGGAUUGUGUAAGGAAAUGAAGAUCCGUAGUAGUGGGAAGAAGGAGGAAUUAGUUUCAAAUCUCAUAAAAUUCACCAAACAACAGAAAAGCAUAUUCAGUGCUUUUAAGAAGACAGCAAAUCAGGACUCUGUUGUCCUGAAAAGGGCCAAAGCAAUCCUUGGCCAUUGCUGUUUGGUGAACAAGGAGGUGCGACGGGUGUUCAUGAGAGUCCUCAUGCUCUAUGGCCUCCCACGGUAUGAUGAGGAGGAUGAAGGAGGACAGCAAUCCCAGCUCACAACGCUCCUGAUGGUGAACAUGGGCAAGAUGGAGUUCCCUGAGUUUGAGGUCAUCAGAAACCAUUCCAUCUUCAGGACGCGAGAAGACCUUCUCAGAUAUGAAACUUGCAAUCAGAUUCUCAUUGAUGUACAAGAGUGCAUGGAAGCACAGAAGUGGGAAGAAGCUUUGCAACAUUGCCAGCUUGCAGUAACAACCUAUCAGGAGCUUAUAUCCGAUGAAGAGUUGAUGAACCACGAGAAGUCGCUGCCAAGCUUCUUGCGUCGCUUUACAUCUGUGUCAGUCUUGAUUUACAUCUUGACGUGUUCUGUGAGUGACCAGAGGCUGAAGAGUUACCAAAAGGCAGUGGAUCAGCUACAGGAUUUGCUGAAACAGAGAACGCAUUUGCAGGACUACAGAGGAAGAUGGUUUGACAGACUAGCACUCAAUUUGGCAACACAUUUGAAGAAGCCAGCGCAGGCUGUUGACGCUAUUCAAGAAGCUUUAAAGGAUCCCGAGGUGCGGAAAGGCCAUCGCCUUUCACUAAGCAUGAGAGCAGAGAAAAUGGCAGCUUCUGCCCGACAUAAAUCACUGGCAGCAACCAUUGCUGAAAUGCCUCUUAUGCACCCAAGAGAAGCACCAAAGAUUAUUAUAGAAGGCAGAAGUCUCCCAGGGGACAUCCCUGGAUAUAAGAGGGGAGAAGGAGAAGUCACAGUGUGUUCUGUUGAGGAGUUGGUCUUGGGUCACUAUAAAGACCAGGGUUACACAGAAGGUUUGCACCGAGAAGGUACGACAGUGAACUCUCUAUUUGGCCUGUAUUUCUGGGAUGCUCUCUACUUGCCAGUGUCAGAUGUAUUCAGAUCUCCACACCAGGCAUCACCCUUAGAUUUGGAUGACCCAAACUUUUAUGCGGCCAGGAAAGAGUGGAUUGACCGAAGACUCGGUGAUAUGCGUCUUUGGUCGGAGGAAAGAGCAGUUAGUGAACUGGAGCAAGUAUGGACUCAACACAUUGGAAAAGUUUCCCUCGUGGCUUGGGACCUCUUCCGUAACCUAGAUCAUGCCAAGAGUUUGGUGGCAAGUAUGGGUACAAAUACUUUGGCUGCAGUGUGUGAGCGCCUUGCUAAAGAUCACAGGUUCACACGCAGUGGUUUCCCAGAUCUUGUGGUUUGGGACCCUCUCAAUAAAAAAUGUCGAAUUGUUGAAGUAAAAGGACAUGAUCGACUGUCAACAAAACAGAUCCUCUGGCUUGAAUACUUGCUUGAUAGUGGUGCAGUUGCUGAAGUCUGUCAUGUUGAAGCAAUUGGAGCCAAGAAGAUGAAGAAGGCAUCGCCUCGGAAGAUCUCACCCAAGAAAGUAUCACCCAAGGAGUCACCUCCAAAGUCAAGGAAAGGUGGAAAAAGGUCAAAUUGUGAUGAUGGAGAGGAUGGUGGAAGCAACGAGAAUAAAAAGCAGGCAAAAAGAAGGAAGAAAGCGCCAAGACUGAUCUGCCAAAAAAGGGGAGAACGGGUAAGUUGCAAGAUAAGGGGAUGA